This is a messenger RNA of Yarrowia lipolytica CLIB122, 1539 nucleotides long. RefSeq lists its product as uncharacterized. Gene Ontology annotation, biological process: transcription by RNA polymerase III; DNA-templated transcription initiation; transcription preinitiation complex assembly. The record is from RefSeq and is a predicted model, not a curated record. Lineage: Eukaryota; Fungi; Ascomycota; Dipodascomycetes; Dipodascales. Gene Ontology annotation, cellular component: nucleus; transcription preinitiation complex; transcription factor TFIIIB complex. Gene Ontology annotation, molecular function: RNA polymerase III type 3 promoter sequence-specific DNA binding; TBP-class protein binding; RNA polymerase III general transcription initiation factor activity.
AUGAAGUGCCCCAGAUGUGGAUCGACAUCGAUCAAGCGAGACGGAAACGACUCGUCCUGUGCCAACUGUGGUGUUGUCGUUGACGACGCGCCUAUUGUGUCCGAGGUGACCUUCGGAGAGUCGUCUUCUGGAGCUGCCGUGGUGCACGGUUCGUUUGUGGGAGCCGACCAGUCCGGUAUCCGAAACAACAACUUCCACGGCGAGUCACGCGAGCUGACUUUACAGAAGGGCAAGAACCGAAUCACAGCGCUCGCACACGCCAUGGAUAUCCCCCAACAUAUCAUUGAAAAGGCCCAUCGGUAUUUUGUUCUAGCCGUCACCAAGAACUUUGUCAAGGGCCGACGGUCACAAUACGUGGUUUCGGCGUGUCUGUACGUUGCCUGCAGACGAGAACUGCGACAUGAAAUGCUUAUUGAUUUCGCAGACAAGCUAUUUUGCAACGUGUUUGCUAUCGGAACCACUUACCUGCAACUGCUCAAGACAUUGGACAUCAAGAACCUGCCACUGAUCGACCCGAGCAUCUACAUUCAGCGGUUUGCGUCCAAGCUCGACUUUGACAACGCAAAAAACGUGCGAAACGACGCGGUUCGACUUGUUCAGCGUAUGGGACGUGACUAUCUGGUUGAGGGUCGUCGUCCUGCCGGUAUCGCCGCCGCCGCAUUGCUGCUAGCAGCUCGAAUGAACAACCAGCGUCGGUCCAAGACGCAGAUUGCAUUUUACGCCAAGGUCGCGGAAGAAACGCUUCAACGACGUCUGGACGAGUUCAGACACACCGAGGCUGGUCGCCAGACCAUCUCAGUGUUCCGAAUGACCAACAUCGAGUCGCAGUCGGACCCGCCCUCGUACCAGAAGCAUCGAAAGCGGGAGCAGGAAGGUAUUGAGGAGAAGGUUCAGGACGAGAUUGACGCGGAGAUGGAGGAGAUGAUGGCGCAGAUGGUGGAGAAGAACGAAAACCCGGAGGAGCGGGCCAAGGAGGCGCUAUUUCUGGAAGACACUCCGCAGGAAAAGGCAGAGAGAACCGUUCAGAACAGAGCCCAGUAUAUCAUUGAAUACGAGCGAGAACGGCGUCGAAUGCUCAACGAGGAGGCUAACAAUGCCGCCACAGAGGCACUUCUGGCCAUGAAAACACCCCAUGAGCAGAUGAUGGAGGAUCAGCAGACAGCCGAGAAGGAAGGAGGCGACGCCAGACCUCCAGUGGUCGAGUCGUUAUCGGAUCUCGACGACGAUCCCGAAAUCGACUCCAUUCUGCUCAACGACGAGGAGCGUAACAUCAAGGAGGCCGUCUGGACCACCGUCAACAUGGAGUACCUGCAGGAACAGGAAACCAAGUUGUUGAAGAUCGAGGCCGACAAGGCCGCUGGAGUGUAUAAGGAGCCCAAGAAGCGAAAGCGACAGAAGCAAAAGGAUGGCGAGAAGCCUGCUCCUCCCAAGGACGCGGCCGAGAGUACUAAACAGAUGGUGCAGCAGCGAGCUCCUUCAAAGAAGAUCAACUACGAAAAGUUCUCCGGACUGUGGAGCAAGCGAAAGAAGUUGACUUGA